AUGGAAGGACGGUAUCGCAUAUUACGGGACAAACUGUGGAUUGAACUAAUUGCGUCUGACGUAGCCGUAAGCGAUAUUUUGAUGAUGUAUAUAAAUAAGCAAAAAGAAAAUAAACCUUUUCCUUUACAAAAAAGCUUUAUAGGUAGAAUACUUGGCCUACUGAAAACUAAUUUGGAUAAAUGGUUUAAAGAUUAUGUCAACGAUUACCUAACGUACUUUGCAAUAGCAGGAAAUAAAGCUAGUAGCAAAUUUUUAAAAUACGACCAAGAAAAAACAAUCGCUCUUAACAAAUAUGCAGAUUAUGUAUUGGAUAGGAUAAAUAAGAGAAUAGAACGAUUGAAUGCUACUGCUGUGGAUUGCCGAAAUUUCACUAUCACGAAACCAAAUGGCGAGGAAAUUAGACUCACAAACGGUGUAUUACUAGGAUUAGACACAAUUCACAGAAGAUCAUUUGCGACUUGCAAAAAGGACAGUCAAUUGCGCAAAGUAGAUACCGUUGUCGGCUUCAGCAAUUUGAAGGUAUACUACGAUUACAAAGCUGUAGUUAGUACGAUGAAUGUAGAACUUGCGGGACUUUUAGUUGUAUCAGUUGAUGAGCUUAUAACUUACAUGAGAGUAACUCUGACUAAAGAUCCAGAAAAUUUUGAUGUAAUAUUUGAUUCUAUACAAAUAAAGUAA
Molecule: messenger RNA, 678 nt
Organism: Parnassius apollo (apollo)
Lineage: Eukaryota; Metazoa; Arthropoda; Insecta; Lepidoptera; Papilionidae
Source: the annotation of a GenBank genome assembly